Leptopilina heterotoma is the source of this 2001-nucleotide messenger RNA. Its product is annotated as protein artichoke-like. The transcript is spliced from 2 exons. The record is from RefSeq and is a predicted model, not a curated record. Gene Ontology annotation, molecular function: protein binding. Bases 190 to 2001 code for a protein of 603 amino acids. NCBI's taxonomy places the organism in Eukaryota, Metazoa, Arthropoda, Insecta, Hymenoptera, Figitidae.
UUUAAAUUAGAAAAAAAUUAUCAGUUAUUUCAUCUUUAGAUCAAUUGAGUUAAAGUGCUUAUUAACAAGAUACGAUGAGAAUUUUCGCAUAUAAUUGUUAUUUUAGAAAACAUCAAUUUUAAAGAUUGAGAAUUUGCUGCCUCUACACAGUGUUUAAAGUUGAUAUUAAAUAAGUUUCACUCAACAAUUAUGAAGCUCCUCUUUAUCUACGGACUUAUUUUGAUGUUGGCUGGUUUAUCCACAUGCUUAACACCUUUCUAUAUGCACAAUCAAGAUCACGAAAAAUGCAUUGAGUUAAAUAAUUUUCAACAAUUUUCAAUGGACGAUUUGCUUAUUGCAAACAUGACACAAACUGCUGACAUAAAGUGCCUACAUAUGCAAAAUGACAAUAUUGAAUAUAUACCACAAUCUACAUUUGAAAUGUUUCCACAAUUGCAGUACUUAAACCUUGCCGGCAACAUUAUUCAAAAACGGAAUUUAGAUUUUGUAUCGAAAAUGCAAAACUUAAAGACACUUGUUCUUGACAAAGCUUACAGAACAAGCACACCUGGUGAGGAUGAAUUUCUCUUUAAUGCCCAAUCUUCUACUUUGAAUUCACUUUAUCUAAGACACAAUGGUAUUAAAAAACUCAUAAUUUCCCAUAACAUGCAUCUUGAAAAUCUUAGAAAAUUAGUCCUAAGCGAUAAUGACAUUCGAGAAAUUAAUAUCAACCAAAAUGAACUUCUUUUCAAAACCAAUUUCAAUUGGUUACCACAAUCAUUAAAUUAUCUUCAUAUUGAAAAUAACAAACUAACUGAACUAAUUUUAAUCAAUAAAACAAACAUCGUUGAGGUUCAAGCACGAAAUAAUGAAUUUCAUACCCUAAAAUUAGAAAAUCUUCCUAAUCUCAAAACACUUUUGAUUAAUGAAGAAUUGAUUAAUCAAAUAUCAAUAAAAAAUCUCACAAAACUUGAGGACUUACUUCUAGGUCUUAAUAAAGCGGACAGCAUUUUUCAUUCGCAAAUCAAUGGUCUUACUGCACUUCAAAAUUUCGAAUUGGAAUGUAAGAACUUGGUGUAUUUUGAUGGAAAAAUUGUUGAUCAAAUGCCAUCAUUAAGAAGUUUGUUUGUCGCCAGCAGUUUAUUGAGUGCAAUCCCAAUGAUAAAAAAUGCCAGCAAUUUAAAGUAUUUAUUUCUUCCGAAAAAUAAAAUUGAAAUAAUUAAAAACACUGAUUUUUUGGGUAUGCCAAAUCUUGAGGAAUUAAAUUUAUCUGACAAUUUGAUCAUGGAUCUGGAACCAUUAACAUUUUCGGCUCUAAGAAAAUUGAAAAUUCUUAAUAUAGAGAAAAAUCUUCUAAAAAGUGUAUCACAUUUAUCAUUCAAUUCUUUUUUUAAUUUACAAAAAUUACUAUUGUCUCACAAUAGUAUUAAUUAUUUCGAUGGUGAAAUUGUCGAUAUAAAUCCAUCUCUCCAUGAACUUUAUUUGAGAAAUAAUUUUUUAAAUACUUUUCCAAUGAUUAGAAAUGCGAGUAAUUUAUGUUAUCUUGAUUUAAGUAGUAAUAAGAUUCAAGUAUUAGAGAAACAUCAUUUUCACCUUAAUUUCGUUAAUUUAGUGAAAUUAGUUCUAAGUUUUAAUAAUAUAUCGAGAAUAGAUGAUGAAGUGUUUGAUAAUUUGAAAAAACUAAGUCAUUUGCAUUUGCAUUCAAAUCGAUUGCAAUCAAUGCCAAAAGAUUGGUCAUCGUCAUUAAAAAAUCUCGAAUCAGUUACAUUAGAGAAAAAUGAAUUUAAUGAUUAUGAAAAACUUGAAUUGAAUGAGACAAAUUUUCAAAAUACCGCCUUAUCUUAUUCCUUAGUGAAUGAUCAUUUUCUCUAUUGCACAUUAAGAUAUGGUGUCAAUAGAAAUUGUCAUUUUAUCUUCGAAUACGUAGAGAACAAUAAGGUUUUUUACUUUAAGAAAAAGUAUAUGACUUUCAAAAAAGUUGCAAACGAUAAAUUGAAAUUAAUUCCAUCAGCAGAAAUGUAA